ACACCUUUUUCUCAGCUGGCUUAAUAUCCCCAGCAUCCUCUCGCUUCGGUCGCCUUACGACACUAAUACCUUCCCACACCUGUCCACUACGUACUCGCGCUUCCAGUAAUCAUACAAGAUGACUCGGUUCACGGCUACACUACUCGCCCUCGUCGCGUUUUUCUCGACGUACACUCUCGCGGUCUCUCCUCUCGUUGUCAAGGGCUCGGACUUUGUGAAUACCGUGGAUGGCACGCGCUUUCAGAUCAUCGGAGUCGCGUACCAACCUGGUGGUUCCUCUGGUUUUGACCCAUCUUCUGGUGUGGACCCGUUGAGUGACGCAUCAGUCUGCCUGCGAGAUGCCGUCCUUAUGCAGAGAUUGGGCGUUAACGCAAUUCGAGUCUACAACCUCGAUCCCGACCUCGACCACACCGAAUGCGCCUCCAUCUUCAAUGCUGCUGGUAUCUACAUGAUUCUCGACGUCAACAGUCCGUUGGCAGACCAAUCUCUGGAUCGCACUGCACCAUGGGACUCGUAUGAUUUGGACUAUCUCCAGCGUGUGUUCAAGGUUGUGGAAGACUUCAUGCAGUUCAAUAACACACUGGGAUUUUUCAGCGGCAACGAAGUCAUUAACCAGGAUUCGGUUGCAGAAGUCCCUGCAUAUAUCCGAGCCGUGACCAGAGACAUCAAAGACUACAUCUCGGCCCAAUCCAAACGGUCUAUUCCUGUCGGCUAUUCGGCUGCGGAUGUUCGCACCCUGUUGAUAGGCUCAUUCAACUACCUUUCUUGUGGAUUGUCGAAUGAUACCAGUUCCAAGAUUGAUUUCUUUGGGCUCAACUCUUACUCUUGGUGCGGAGAUGCUACUUUCGAAACGUCCGGCUAUGAUGUCUUGGUAUCUGAUUUCAGCAACACGACCAUUCCGGUCUUCUUUUCCGAAUAUGGCUGCAAUCUGGUGACCCCGCGCAAUUUCAGUGAGGUUCCUGUGCUGUAUAGUUCAGAGAUGACUGGCGUCUUCUCCGGCGGUCUCAUCUACGAGUACAGCGAGGAAGUCAACAACUACGGUUUGGUUAAUCUGAAUGACAAUGGCACGGUCUCCAUCCUUGAGGACUAUAACAAUCUUCAAGCACGGUACGAUGCAUUGGAUGUUACGUCGCUUGAACAAGCCAAUGCGACUGCAACAACCUUGACUGCGCCGACAUGUAACCUCGACCUGCUCGCUGGUAGCGAUUUCACCGAUUUUGAACUUCCUGCACGCCCGAGUGGUGUGGAUGCUCUGAUCUUGAGUGGUGUGUCUGGCAAUACUACUGGCGCAACAACAGUUUCGAGCACGUCACCUAGUCAGACUGUUUAUAACACCAACGGCGAGGCGCUUUCUGGUCUGAAGCUGAAUGUUCUGGCUUGGGAUCAAAGCAAUUUGCCAGGCAACAAUACCAGCGGCACUACUACUGGAUCACCAUCGGGCAGCACAACCAGUACCAGCAGCAGUAGUACUGCUACCAAGACCAACGCAGCGGCCAGAGUUGAUGACGUUAAAUUCGGAUCUCUGAUGAUGGGUGCUCUAUCCGUCGGUCUGUACAUGCAGCUGUGAUUGGAUGGUAAAUUUCAAAAAGGCUGUCCUGCUUGAUGAACCAGGAUUUCUGCUCAGAGCUUGGUGCAUGGCACUGUUCAGGUUCACAGGAUGAACAUAAUUUGCAGAUGACUUGACAGGUCCAAGGGUCUUCAAAAGGCCUAUAUAGACAAGAUUAAUUAAUGCAUGAGUACAGAGAGAUGAAUUGAAAGAAUGACAGGAUUUUUAGCGGCUUGAAGAAAAUCUGCCACGAGGAAAGUAAAGUCACUACUGUCGCGCCGUUAGUAGUGGUGUGCUGCACAUCCCACGUAUUGUGGUAGGUUCUCCAUCAGUGA
Messenger RNA from Exophiala viscosa, 1881 nucleotides. RefSeq names its product Glucanosyltransferase-domain-containing protein. The transcript is spliced from 3 exons. NCBI's taxonomy places the organism in Eukaryota, Fungi, Ascomycota, Eurotiomycetes, Chaetothyriales, Herpotrichiellaceae. Gene Ontology annotation, molecular function: 1,3-beta-glucanosyltransferase activity. The record is from RefSeq and is a predicted model, not a curated record. Gene Ontology annotation, cellular component: plasma membrane. Bases 119 to 1567 code for a protein of 482 amino acids. Gene Ontology annotation, biological process: fungal-type cell wall (1->3)-beta-D-glucan biosynthetic process; fungal-type cell wall organization.